Molecule: messenger RNA, 1563 nt
Organism: Scheffersomyces amazonensis
Lineage: Eukaryota; Fungi; Ascomycota; Pichiomycetes; Serinales; Debaryomycetaceae
Exons: 1
Coding region: 39-1436 (465 amino acids)
Biological process (GO): protein import into peroxisome matrix
Cellular component (GO): cytosol
Source: RefSeq, a predicted model, not a curated record
AUUCGAAAUCGUAAGUAGAAUUAUAACUUCAAUUAACAAUGGUGAAGGACACUACAUACUAUGAUAUAUUGGGAGUUGAACCCAGUGCCACAGCUCUUGAAUUAAAGAAGGCCUAUAGAAAACAAGCCAUUAAGCUUCAUCCUGAUAAAAAUGCUAAUGAUCCUAAAGCAGCUGAAAAAUUCCAAGAACUUGGUGAAGCUUAUGGUAUACUUCAAGAUGCUGAUUCGCGUGCACUCUAUGAUGAAUUAGGAGUUGAAGGAUUAAAGAAUGAGAACUCUGGAGGUGCAAAUACUGAUAUUGAUCCUUCAGAAUUCUUCACUAUGGUUUUCGGAGGUGUAGCCUUUCAAGAUUGGAUUGGAGAAUUAUCAUUAAUUGAUGAAGCAUCGAAAGCUUCUGAAAUCUUAGGUGAAGAUGAAGAUGAUUCUACGGUAGUCGAUGAGAAAUUGAAUCAUGAUGUUUCCGAUUUAACUUUGCAUAAUAAUAAUGAUGUUAGUAAGAGACCAUCUGAGAUUACCAGUGAGACAUUAGAAAAGAAGAGAAAGCAAAGAAUCUCUAAAGAACAAAGAGAUAAGAUUAUAAAAAUGCAAGAAGAAGCCAGACUCGCCAAGAUUGCUAAGGUUAAUAAGUUGUCUGAAAAUUUACUUUCCAAAAUUGAAAAAUAUGAGACAGCCGUUACUAAUUCUUCUGCUCUUGAACAAUUCACUAGUAAAUUGCAUCAAGAAUUUGAAGAUUUAAAGAUUGAAAGUUUUGGUAUAGAAUUACUUCAUUUAAUUGGUAAAAUUUAUACCACUCAAGCUAAUGCAACCAUUGCAUCAUCUAAAACUUUUGGUGUAUCAAAAAUAUUCUCAUCUACUAAAAAUGCAGCUACUACGGUUAAGAAUGGUUAUUCUAUCUUAAAAUCCGCCGUUGAUACGCAAUCAUACGUUGAAGAAAUGAUGAAAGAAGAAGAAGUAUUACAACUUGCAGAAUUGAAUGGUAUAGAGAUUUCUGAUGAAGUCAGAUAUAGACAUGCUGAAAAGCAAAGAAUAAGUAGUGGUAAAAUGGUGGCAACUGCUUGGGCUGCUACUAAGUUUGAAGUUACUGGAGUACUUAAUAAAGUAUGUAAGCAAGUAUUGAACGAUAAAUCACUCACGAAGAAAGAAAAACUCUCUCGAGCUAAGGCACUUUUGUUUAUUGGUAAACAAGCUUCAGCAGUCCAGAGAUCUCCUGAAGAAGAUGAAGAAGCUAGAGUGUUUGAAGAAAUGAUGGCAGAAGCUAAUGCAAAGAAAAACCGUAGAGCAGGUAAAAUGUCAGAUAGAGAUAUAGAAGAAUACUUAAGACAUGCGGCUUCGGAAGAUUCGGAAAUCAGUAGUAAUGCAAGUACUACUGCAACUGGUGCUACUGCAACCGGCACAGCUGCUUCCACAUCUCAAUCUACUGCCAAUAGUACCAAAUAGUACCCAAUAGUAUAAACAUCCCCCCAUUAAAUAGACUAUGAAAUUGUAUGUAGUGCGAAACCCAAUUUUUUUUCAUUUUGUCAUCAACGGCCUCGAUCCGAUUUUUUAGAUAAUGAGAUUGACAUUA